AUGAUCCCACCCUUCCUGAGCGAAGCUUUAUCCAUCGCCAGUGAUCUGGAGACCACUCUAUCCAGACGCUUGCAGGAUGCUCAGGAGAUGGAUGGCUGCCAGUUGCGGCUGAUUGGAAUGAAAGAUCGUGUGGCCUAUUGUUGCUUGGACGUCGAGAGGCUCAGGGGCCGGUACCUCGAGGAGUUGUUCAAUGGAUUGCAUUCAUCCAUCUAUGGUGAGGAUGUGGCAUUCCUAGUGCAGGAUUCGGGCUCUUUGCAGAACAUCAAGAACAUCAUCAGCAGCACGAUGAAACUGUCUGACCAGUUCUGGCGCGAGGCGGUGCAGUUCGCAGCCGAAUCCCUCGAUGGGCCCAUGGCCUCGGGGUGUCAGGAGGUCAGCAUGGCGGCCAAGCGCUAUAAGGAGCUAAGGAUGGAGCUGAAGAAGAUCCAAGAGAGGCUGCUGCAGGUCGAGAAGACUGCGCCGGUGAUCCCGGCGGGGCGAACGCGGAAGAUCUUGAAGAAGGGCAGCUCUUUAGGAAGCCAAAUCGCCAUUGAGACCAAGGGCUACCUCCGCACUGAGUCGCAAGUCUCGGCGGUGGAAGAGCCGCGGCCGCCGCUCGCGCCAGCGCCUGAAGCCUUUGAGGUGGACUUCGAAUCCUCCGCAGCGGCGGCGGCCUUCAGUGUUCAGGCCGUGCCCUCCGACGAGCCGCCGCAAUCCCCCCCGCCGCCGCAGCCCGCGCAGCCUGCGCCGAUGCCGGCGGCACCGAAGGCAGUGGCGCCAGUGGAGCCACCGGUGGAGCCACCGGUGGAGCUGGAGCAGAUGGAGAGGAAGGUGGAUGAAGUGAGCACUGAAAAGAAGGUGGCGCCCCUCGAUGGCGUGCCGAAGUCAGCGCCACCCGGCUGUGGGCAGAUGCUGGGACGCCUCUCAGCGCGCUGCUGUGGGGCCAGCUGA
This is a messenger RNA of Durusdinium trenchii, 930 nucleotides long. The record is from the annotation of a GenBank genome assembly. NCBI's taxonomy places the organism in Eukaryota, Dinophyceae, Suessiales, Symbiodiniaceae.